AUGGGUGAUUAAGAACCUUUAAAAAGCAAAGAAGAUUAUUUUAUAAAUCGUCUGGCAUGCUCAUUCAAUAUAAGAAACUCAAUUUAAUAAGACAAAUUCAAGAAAUCAUUUGAAGCAGAGGAUAAUAAGUAAUUUUACCAGUGUUAAAAUUAAUUAGAAUAGUGUUUGACAGACUAAUGAAAGAUGAAAGUAAUAUGAUAGCUGUAUUUGCCAUUUAAUCUGGGGCAGAGUCUGUUACAUUAUUUUCAGAUGUUCCUCAUCCAGAUAAGUUUAGAAAGAAGGGGCUGAUUGCACUUAAAAUAUCUGAAAGCCCACUUUCAAUAUAAAAUAUCACUCAUAAUAUAGUGUUUUUGGAAUUAACAAGAAAUGUAACUAUUUUAUUUUAUUUUAGAUUUUAGAGCAUUUAUACUCAACCUUCUAUGAGAUAAUGAGUCCAAUAUUAUAGAAUCCAAGUAAUCAACAGGGUUGGACAGACUUGGUAGCAAAAGAUUUAAUGGAGAAAUUCAAUGCAUAUGUUGCUUAAGUUUAUGUUAUGAUUGGUUAAAUAGAAGGAAGAACUAAAUUGGUAAAUUAUUAUAAUAUAUUUAAGCCAAUUCCAUCACACAAAUUAACUUAAUCAGAUACAACACCAGCAAAAGAUAAAGCCCAUGUUUAUGAAAGUUCAAUUAUAACAUGGACAAAAUAAAUAAAAAACGUAUUGAAAUUAGAACCAGAAUAAGCUUUGAAGAAUGGACACAAUCCAGGACCUUUGGUUGAAUUAAAAUUUUGGGAAAAUAAAGCUGCCAAUCUUAAUAGCAUAAAAGACUAAUUGGAAGGAACUGAAGUGAUUAAAAUUUUAAGAUUUUUGGAAGUCAACAAAUCAACUUAUACAAAUCCAUUUUCAAAAUUAUAAAGGGAGGUAACAAAGGCAAGAGAAGAAGCAAAUGAUAAUAAUAAAUUUUUAGAUUUAUUGAAAGAUCCUUUCUAAAGACUAUAAGAUACUGGUGGAGACUUUUAGUCUUUACAUGAAUUAUUCAUUCCAAUAAUGCAUAGAAUUCUAUUGAUUUGGAAAAAUUCUAAAUUUUAUAAUACUCCACCAAGAUUAGUAGUUUUGAUAAGAGAGAUAUGCAAUGCAAUCAUAACCAAAGCUCAAGAUUUUGUUAAUGGACCAAUGAUAUUCUAAAUGAUUAGUUCAGAAGAAACAUUUGAGGCUUGUGAAAAGUUGUAAAUUACUAUUGAUGUUUGUACAAAGUUUAAGGAUGCUUACUUUGAAUAUAAAGCCAAAGCUGAAGGUCAUUGGAAAUUGACUACUAAUGCAUUAUUUGUUAGAUUAGAUUCCUUUUUAGAAAGAUGUCAUGAUAUUUUACAUUUAACUAAUACUAUAGUUUAGUUUAAUAAAUUAGCCAAGAUUGAUCUUGGUGGUACAAAAGGAAAAACAUUGACUGAAUCAGUUUAAUAAAUUUUUGUUGAAUUUUAAAAAGCUGUUGAACAAUUCUAAUAAGUAAAAUAUGAUAUUAUGGAUAUUACACAAAAAGAAUUUGAUGAUAGUUUUUAUGAAUUCAGAUCAAAGAUUAAGGAAUUAGAAAGAAGAUUAGCUUCAGUAAUUACAUAAGGAUUUGAUGAUUAUGAUACAUUACAUGGAAGAUUCAAAUUAUUAGAUAGUUUUGAAGGUUUGUUAUCCAGACCAAUUAUCUAGGAUGAAUUAGAGAAAAAACAUAUAGUAUUAUUAGAUAUGUACAAAUAAGAUUUGAAAUAAGUUUAAUAAAUCUUUUUGGAAGGUUAUGAAUUGGUUGAUAAAUUAAAUGAAAGAGCACCAAUUUAUAAUAAUAUGCCUCCUAUUGCAGGAGCAUUGAUGUGGUGCAAAGGAUUAAGAGAUAGAAUCACAGAACCUUUAGAUAAAUUGGCAUAAUUAGGUUAAGGUAUAACAGAAAGAGAAGAAUAUAAGGAUGUAUUGAAAUUAUAUUAAUCAAUAACAAAAUAAAUAAAAGAUUACGAAUAAACAAAGAUUUUAAGUUGGGAAUAAGAAGUAGGUAAAGUAUCAGAAGAAAAACAAAAGCAACCUUUAUUAUCAAAAGAUGAGAAUGGAUUAUUAAGAGUUAAUUUUGAUCCUGCUUUGGUUAGAUUAUUAAGAGAAGUGAAAUAUUUUACAUUGCUUGAAUAACCAGUUCCUGAAUCUGCCUCAGAAUUAUUUUCUAAAAAUGAUACUUUUAGAGAAUAUAUAGUUUAAUUGGAAAUGAUUGUUGAGAAUCAUAAUUUUAUUGUAACUUAAUUACAUCCAAUGGAAGAACCUUUGAUAAAGAAUAGAAUUGAAAAGAUGGAUGAAGUACUUAAACCAGGUAUUGAACAUUACAAAUGGAAGAGUAAUGAUAUUAAUAAAUUCAUUGAAACAGCCAAAGCUACUGUUGAUGAAUUACACUAAAUAGUGUAAAAGAUGAAGGAAACUCUAAAAAAGAUAGAGUAAGCAUUAGAGAAAUUCAAUACUAAGAUUAUUGAGAGAAAAAAUAAACCAAUGUCUCCAGAUGAUUAUGAUCAAUUCUUAAAGGCAGUUGUUUAGAAUAAGUUAUCUAUAGUUAAAGAUAAUGGAACAUCAAUUAAUAAACUUGUUAAAGAAGUUCUUGAUUAAGUUAAAGUUGACAAAAAACAAUAGGCUUGGAUAAAUUAUCAAUAUUAUUUGAAUUCAAUUGUUAUUAAUGGUUUAGCAAGAGCCAUUAUAACUGCUUUGACACAUAUGAAUGAAUAAAUCAAUCCAUAAUAUAUUAAGAAACAUGAAAUUGCACCUUUAUUUGAUAUCAAAUUAGAAUUAUUUAGAAAUGUAGGAAUUCAAUAUGAACCUGAAAUUGAAGAAGCAACAUAAGGAUAAAGUGUUCGUAAUACAAUUAGAGGAUGGGCUAAUGAUAUGUUUUAUAUUGCAAGUCAAUUUUAAAGAUUAGAUUCUGCAAAUCCUUUUGGUGAUUAUUUGCCAGAAAUUAAAGAAUAUUUUGAAAUCAAAGAAAUAGUUCAGGCAAUCAAUCUCAAUUUAGAUUAAAUUGAAGAAGAAACUAAAUCCUUUAAAUAAUCUUAUAUGACUUAUAGUUAUCUAUGGUUAGAAGAUCCUAAAUCAGCUUUCGAAGAUUUCAUGAUAAAGAAUGAACCCAAAGAUGCACCUGAAGAUGAAGAUUAAUCAUAAAAUCCUUUAUUGUAAGGUUGUAGAAUAAAGAUUCCAAAAUUAGAUUUUUUUGAUGAUAAAAUUACAACAUUGAAAAAUAUUCAAUAAGAAAUCAAUAGAAUAAUGACACCUUAUGAAAUAUCAUGGUUGAGAAUCAAUUUAUAACCAUUGAAAAGUGCACUCGAAAAUAAGGUGAGUCAAUAAAUAAAAGUUUACACUGAAUUUUUAGUUGUUUAAUUCAAGACUACAUUGAAAAACCUUAAAGGAUUUAUCCAAAGAACAAAUGAAGGAAUCAAAGAGAAUCCUGCAAGUGAAGAGAAUACUGGAAAUAGAGAUUUAUUAAUGAAAGUUAUGAGAGUUAUAUCAGAUGUUAAAGAUGUCGAACAUAAAUGUGAAGGAAUUGUUGUAAGAAUGAAAGAAAUGGUUAAUAAAUUAAAGAAACAUGGAGUUUAAAUAAUGGAGAAAGGAGAAGAAGAUCCAGUUUAAAGUAUUGAUAAUGCAUUUACUUAAUUUAAUGAGACAACUUAGAAAGUAUUUAAGAUUAAAGCUGAAAUCUUACCAUUAUAAACUUAAGAAACCAUCAAUAUUAAGAAGAAAUUAGAUGAAUUCUAAAAGAAGGUAUCAGACUUUAGAAAUGAUACUUUAAAUAAUUUACCUUAUAGUUAUCAUGAUGAUAUGAAGAUGGAUUCAAUAUUAUAUUCAUAUGUCACAAUUGAUGAUUACUAUAAAAAGUUGUUGUAGAUAGAAAAGGAGGCUGCAGAUUAUAAUUAAUUGGAGAAAUUGUUUGAAUUAGAGAAAAGUGGUUAUAAAUAAUUAAGAGAAACAAAUGUUGAUUUGAAAUCAUUGAAAAUAAUGUGGGAUGCUAUUUCAAUGGUAAAUUACUAAUAUAAUGAUUGGAAAUCUAAACCAUUCAGAUAAAUUAAGGCUGAUGUCUUGUUAGAAUCUAAUAAAGUAUUGGGAAAUUAAUUGAAGAAUUUACCAAAAGAAGUUAAGAAUUUCAAAGGAUAUAAUUCUAUUGUUGAUAAGGUUAAGAAUAUGUCAGUUGUAUUACCAUUGGUUUCAGCUUUACAUAGUGAAUUUAUGGAAGAUAGACAUUGGAGUUAAGUUAAAGAUAUGACUAAGAGUAAAUUUGAACAUAAAGCUAUGACAUUCUUAUUUGAUGAUAUUCUUGCUUUAUAAUUAUAUAAAUUUGAUGCAUAAAUAAAUGAAGUAGUGGAAGUAGCAUCAAAGGAAGCUAAAAUUGAAAAGAAAUUGAAAUUGAUUGAAACAGCUUGGUUGAAAUAAAUCUUUGAAUUUGAAGAUUAUAAAGAAACUAAAAUCUUUUUACCAUUAGAUAAUAUGAUGGAAAUGUUAGAUUAACAUUCUCUUGAUUUGAUGGGUAUGAAAGGAUAAGGUAAAUAUGUUGAAUUCUUUUACAAUACAGUAGAAGAUUGGAGAGAAAAAUUAGGAAGAGUUGAUUCUGUUGUUGGUGAAUGGUUGAAAGUUUAAAAGAAUUGGAAGACUUUAGUAAAUAUCUUUAUUGGAUCUGAAGAUAUUAGAAUGUAAUUACCAGAAGAUACUAAAGUCUUUGAAGCUGUUGAUAAAGAAUUUAGAGAACUUAUGACUGAAGUUGCAGCUAAUCCAUUGGUUAUUGAAGCAUGUAUUAAUGAAAGAAAGGAUUAAUUAGUUGCUAUGAGUUUAAAUAUUAAGAAAUGUGAAAAGGCUUUAAAUGAUUAUUUAGAAUAGAAAAAGAAAGCAUUCCCUAGAUUCUAUUUCUUGUCAAAUCAAUCGUUGUUAACUAUUUUAUCAAAUGGUUAAAAUCCACCUAAAGUUUGUGAAUUUUUAGGUGAUUGUUUCGAUGGAAUGAAAACACUUACUUUUGAACCAACAAAAAAUCCAAAUGAUAUUCCAAGAAGCACACAUAGUAUGAUUUCUAAGGAUGAUGAGAGGGUUCCAUUUUCAUCUAAUUUUGAAUGUGUAGGAGCAGUUGAACAUUGGUUAUCAGCAUUAGAAUAUAAGAUGAGAGAGACAUUAGAAGAAAUAUUAGAAAAGGCUAAAGAAACAUCAGAAAAUUGGGAAAGUGGUGACAAUCCUAGAGAGGAUUGGGUUAAAAAUUAUUGUGCUUAAAUUGCAUUGUUAACAACAUAAAUUGUAUGGACUGAAGAUGUUACUAGAGCAUUUGAAGAUUUAGGUGGUGGUGCUGAAACAGCAAUGAAAGAAUGUUUGAAAUUGAUUGAAGUUCGUAUUGAUAAUUUGAUUAAAAAAGUCAGAGGUAAUUUGGAAAUUUUAGAACGUAUGAAAAUCAUUAACAUUAUUACAAUCGAUGUACAUUCAAGAGAUGUUGUUGAAAAAUUCUGUCUUUAGAAAACUCAAGAAUUAGAAUCUUUUGCUUGGUUGUCACAAUUGAAAUUUUAUUGGGAUAAUAAGGAUAAUGAUAUGCAUUUAAGAUAAGCAUUGAGAUUCAAAUGGGAGAAAGAAAGAGAUAAAUCAAAGUGUAUUAUUAGAAUUGUUGAUUGGUUCAGAUUCUAUUCAUAUGAAUAUGUCGGUAAUGCAUUAAGAUUGGUCAUUACUCCAUUAACAGAUAGAUGUUAUAUUACAUUAACAUAAGCAUUGAAUCUUACAAUGGGUGGUGCACCUGCAGGUCCAGCUGGUACUGGAAAGACUGAAACUACAAAAGAUUUAGGUAGAGCAGUAGGAUUACCAGUCAUGGUGUUUAAUUGUUCAGAUCAAAUGGGUAAAGAUUCAAUGGCUCAAAUCUUUAUGGGUUUGUCUUAAUCAGGAGCAUGGGGAUGUUUUGAUGAAUUUAAUAGAAUAGCAAUAGAAGUGUUAUCUGUCAUUAGUACAUAAGUUAAAACUAUUUUGGAUGCAUUAAAGGAAAAGAAACCUAAAUUAAUAUUUAUGGAAGAAGGAGAAAUAUCAAUAUAAGAUACUGUAGGAUUCUUUAUUACUAUGAAUCCAGGAUAUGCAGGUAGAACUGAAUUACCUGAAAAUUUAAAAGCAUUGUUUAGAUCAUGUGCUAUGGUUGUACCAGAUUUAGUAUUGAUUUGUGAAAAUAUGCUUAUGUCUGAAGGUUUCUAAUAAGCAAGAGCAUUAAGUAGAAAAUUCGUAUCUUUGUAUAUGUUAUCAAGAGAAUUAUUAUCAAAAGCUAGACAUUAUGAUUGGGGUUUGAGAGCAGUAAAAUCAGUGUUAAGAUAAGCUGGUAAAUUGAAGAGAGCAGAUCCAUAAAUAGCAGAGGAUCCAUUAUUGAUGAGAGCUCUAAGAGAUUUCAAUAUGCCAAAGAUUGUUACAGAUGAUAAACCAAUCUUUUUAGGUUUGAUAGGAGAUUUAUUCCCAAGAAUUGAAUGUGAAAGUAAAACAAAUCCUGAUUUAAAGAAAAUUGUAGUUGAUACAACUAAAUAAGAUAUGGGAUUAGUUGCUGAAGAAAUGUUUGUAUUAAAGAUAGUGUAAUUGGCUGAAAUAUUGGAAGUGAGACAUUGUGUAUUUGUUAUAGGUCCACCAGGUUGUGGUAAAACAAGUGUGUGGAAAACUUUGGCAAAGACUCAUUAAAAUAGAGGAGAAGAUUAUGAAUUAGAUACUCUAAAUCCUAAGGCAGUGACAUCAGAUGAAUUAUUUGGAUGUUAUACUAAAACAAAGGAAUGGAAGAAUGGUGUUUUAAGUAUGAUUAUGAAGAAUUAAAAUAAAUGUGAGGAAAAGUAUAAACCUAGUCAUUUACAUAAAUGGUCAAUCUUAGAUGGUGAUAUUGAUCCUGAAUGGAUUGAAUCUUUAAAUACAGUUAUGGAUGAUAAUAAAGUACUUACACUUGUGUCAAAUGAUCGUAUUCCUUUGACUCCAUCAAUGAGAUUGUUAUUUGAAAUUUCAAAUCUUAAGAAUGCUACUCCUGCUACAGUAUCUAGAGGUGGUGUCUUGUUUAUUAAUGAAACAGAUAUUGGUUGGAUGCCUUAUAUGAAUAGUUGGUUAGAAAGAUCAUUUGAAAAAUGUGUAGUGAAAAGAGAAGGAUUGAUGGGAUAAGUACCAUAAUCACCUCCAAUUGAUGAUAUUGCUAAAUCUGUAUUCUAUAGAUGUUUCUAAUAAUACUUUGAAACCAAUCCAGAUAUCAGAGAUAAAAGUAAAGUCAGAUUAAUAGUUCCAUAAGUUGAUAUUGCUUAAGUUAUGACUAUCUGUAUGAUUUUGGAUGCAUUACUUUUGGAAACAGAUUAUACAAAGAUUGCACAAAUGAAAGAAGAUGAUCAAAAAAUGAUUUAUGAAGCUUAUUUCAUUUAUGCAGGAAUGUGGGCUAUUGGUGGUUGUUUUGGAGGAGGAUAAGAUGAUGAAAAAGAUAUGAAAGAUUUCAAUUCUGUAUGGAAAGCUGCUGCUAAAGUAAGAAUGCCAGAAUAAGGUAUGUGUUUCGAUUAUUACUUUGAUUUUGCUGAAUAAAAAUGGACUCAUUGGCAAGGUAAAGUAGUACCUUAUAUUGCUACUGAUGAAGCUAUCUUCUCUAAAAUCUAUGUUGCUACUCUACAUACAACUAGAUUAAGAACUUUAUUAGAUUAUCAUCUCAGAAGAAAGAAGUGUGUUUUAUUUGUAGGAUCUGCAGGUACUGGUAAAUCUGCUGUUAUCAAAGAUUAUUUGAGUUAAACUAAAACAGAUCAAGUAUCAUAUAAAACUAUCAACUUUUCAUCAUUUACUGAUUCAUUAGCAUUAUAGAAGAAUAUAGAAUCUAUGGUUGAAAAGAAAUCUGGUAGAACUUUUGGUAGUGCUACAGGAAAAGCAUUAAUUUGUUUUAUUGAUGAUAUGAAUAUGCCAUAUGUAGAUAAAUAUGGUACAUAAUAACCUAUCUAAUUAUUAAGAUAAGUAGUAGAUUAUGGAAGUGUUUUCAAUAGAGAAUAAUUAGAAGAAAGAAAAUUCCUUUAAGAUUUACUCUUUUUUAGUGCUUUAAAUCAAAAAUCAGGAUCUUUCAUUAUAGAUUUAAGAUUACAAAGAAACUUUUCUGUAUUCACUAUGUAUACACCUAAUGCUGAAAUCAUUAAAACUAUUUUUGGUGCUAUUUUAAAUAGUCAUUUAGCUACAUUUGAUGAUAAAAUACAUAAGUUAUCUGAUAAACUAAUUGAAGCAACAAUUCACUUAUUUAAUAAAGUUCUUAAAGAUACAAGAUACUCUCCCUCAGCUAGAAAAUUUCAUUAUUAAUUUAAUUUCAGAGAACUUGCAAAAGUAGUUGAAGGUAUGAUGAGAUCAACCCCUAAUUAAUAUAGAGGAUAACCAAAUAGAAUGUUAAGAUUAUGGGCACAUGAAUCUAAAAGAGUAUUUGAAGAUAGAUUCAUUAAUGAAGAAGAUAUAAAAGUCUUUAGAGAUUAUGUUAAAGAUGCAAUGGUCAAAAAUAUUGGAGAACCUGAUGAUAAAGAUAAUCCUUUAGAAGAACCAAAUGUGUUUACAAGUUUUGUAGCAGCCCAUAUUGGUCAAGAAUAACAAUAUACAAAUUGUGAUCCUUAGACUUUAAAGAAAGUUUUGGAAGAUAAAUUAAGAGAAUAUAAUGAAGUGAAAGCUAUGAUGAAUUUAGUGUUAUUCUAGUAGGCUAUGGAACAUGUUUGUAGAAUAGCACGUAUUUUAGAAUUACCAGGAGGUAAUGCAUUAUUAGUUGGUGUUGGUGGUUCAGGUAAAUAAUCACUUACAAGAUUGGCAACAUUUAUUUUAGGAUAUGAAGCUGAUUAAAUGGUAGUUACAUCAAAUUUCACUAUAAAUGAUUUAAGAAAUUACUUAUAAGAAAUCUAUAAGAAAGUAGCUAAACCAAGUGCAGGAAGUAGAUGUUACAUUUUGACAGAUUCUUAAAUCAAAGAGGAAAUCUUUUUGAUUCCUAUUAAUGAUAUGUUAAAUUCUGGUUGGAUAUUUGAUCUCUUUCCUAAAGAAGAUUAUGACAAUAUGAUAUAAGGAUUAAGAAAUGAAGCUAAAGGAGCAGGUGUAUUAGAUAAUUUAGAAUCAAUCACAUAAUACUUUUUAGAUAAAAUGAGAAGAAAUCUUCAUGUUGUAUUAUGUUUCUCUCCAGUUGGUGAUACUAUGCGUAUAAGAUCUCGUAAAUUCCCAGGUAUUAUCAAUUCAACAAGUGUUGAUUGGUUCCAUCCAUGGCCAAAAGAUGCACUUAUUGAUGUGUCAUAUAGAUUCAUUUAAGAUAUUGAAUUGGAUACUGAUGAUCUUAGAAAAAUCAUUUCACUUCAUAUGGCUGAAGUCCAUCUUUCAAUUGAUUAUGCUAAUCAAAAAUAUUUGUAAUUAGAAAGAAGAUAUAAUUAUACUACACCAAAAUCAUUUUUAGAAUUGAUUGAAUAUUAUAAGAAAUUAUUGGGUGAAAAGAGAGAAUAGAUUCUAAAAUAAAUCAAAAGAUAUGAAUAAGGUUUAUAGAUUUUAGCUGAUACACAAAGCAAAGUAUAAUUGUUAUAAGGUGAAUUGAAAAUAAAAAUGGUGGAAGUAGAUAAAAAAAAGAAUGAAACAGAUAUCCUUAUUGAAAAAGUAGGUAAAGAAUCUGCUGUUGCUGAAGUUGAAUAAAAGAUUGCAAAUGAAGAAGAAGAUAAAACUAAUACUGCAUCAAAAGCAGCAGAAGAAUUAGCAGAAACUGCAAGAAUUGAAUUAGAAAAAGCAAUACCUGCUUUAGAGAAAGCCAAAGCUGCUGUUGAUUGUAUUAAGAAACCAUAAAUUACAGAAAUGAAAUCUUUAGGUUCACCUCCUACUGGUGUGUUAACAACCGCUAGAGCUGUUUUAAUAUUAUUAGGAGAAAAGAUUACAUUAUAAGAUCCAGAAGAUAAAUUAUGGAAAAAAUCAUAAUAAGUCAUGAACAAUCCAUAAUAAUUUUUAGAUAGAAUUAUUGGUUUUAAUGGUAAAUAAAUUGAUCCAUAAAUAUUGGCAUCUGUUAAUAAAAUAAUAGAAGAUCCUGCUUUGAAAUUUAAUGAAGAAUCUAUGAAAGGAUAAAAUUAUGCUGCAUCCAAAUUAUGUGCUUGGGCUGUUAACAUUGUUACUUUUAACACAAUUUUCAAGUUGGUUGAUCCACUUGAAAAAUCAAGAGAUGCUGCAAUGGCUGAUUUAGAAUAAAAGAAGAAAGAAUUAGCUGUUGUUAAAGAGAAGGUUAGAGCAUUGAAUGAAAAAGUUAAUAAAUUAAAACGUGAUUUAGAAGAAGCUGAAAGAGUUAAAUAAUUAGUAGAAGCUGAUGCUAAUGCUUGUUAAGAGAAAUUAUCAGCUGCUGAAAAAUUAGUGAAUGGUUUAGCAGGUGAAAAUAAACGUUGGGGAGAAAAUGUAAAAGAAUUGUCUAGCAAUAUUAAAUCUGUUGUAGGAAAUGCAUUAUUGGCUGCUGCUUUUGUAUCAUAUAUUGGUGCAUUUUCAGCUAAAUUGAGAUUAGAAUUAUGGUCAAAGAUUUGGUUGACUGAUUUAUAAACUAAAUAGAUUCCAUUGACUUAAGGUAUUGAUCCACUUAAAAUCUUAACUACUGAAGCUAAAAUUGCUAGUUGGAAGAAUGAGGGAUUGUAAUCAGAUUAAAUGUCAUUGGAAAAUGCCUCAAUUAUUAGUGCUUGUUCAAGAUGGCCACUCAUUAUUGAUCCAUAAUUAUAAGGUUCAGUUUGGAUUAGAGGAUCAUAAGGUGAUAAUUUGGUUACUAUAAAUGUCAGUUAAAAUAAGUGGUUGUAAUAAUUAAAUGCUUCUAUUCCUAUGGGUAAAGCAGUAUUGUUGGAAGGUAUUUAAUAAGAAAUAGAUGCCACACUUGAUCCUCUAUUGAGUAGAGCUAUUGUUAAAAAAGGAAAGAGUGCUUAUUUAGAAUUAGCAGGUGAAUAAAUUGAUUAUGAUCCAAAAUUCAAACUAUUUUUAAUGACUAAAUUGUACAAUCCACAUUUCAGACCAGAAAUAGCUGCAUAAUGUACUAUUAUUAACUUCAUUGUUACUGAAUCAGGUUUAGAAGAAUAAUUACUUGCUGCUGUUGUGAAUAUUGAAAGAAAUGAAUUAGAAAUGAAGAGAUCAGAAUUGGUCAAAUAAUAAAAUGAGUUUUCAGUAUAAUUAGAUAAAUUAGAGGAAAAUCUUUUGAUUUAAUUAUCAGAAGCUGAUCCUUCAACUAUUUUAGAAAAUAAGAGUUUAAUUGCAAAUCUAGAUAAUACUAAAUAAACAUCUAAUACUAUUACUGAAUAAAGUAAGAUAGCAAAAGUAACUGAAGUUGAAAUUAAUCAAUAAAGAGAAAUUUAUAGAAUUGUAGCUGCUGAAGGGGCUAUGCUUUAUUUCUUAGUAAUUCAAUUAAGUGUUAUGGAACAUAUGUAUCAAUAUUCAUUAGAAUCAUUUAAUAAAUUCUUCUUUAAAGCUAUUGAAAGAACAACUAUAAGAGAUGAAACAAGAACUGAAGAAUUAAGAAAGAAUAUUAGAUAUACAAUUUAUUAAUGGAUAAGUAGAGGAUUAUUUGAAAAACACAAAUUAAUCUUUUUAACUUUGAUUGCAUUUAGAUUAAUGUAAAAGAAAGUAAUUGAAGUUGUUUAUGAACCAGCUGAAAUGGAUUUCCUUAUUAAAUGUGUACCUAGAGCAGGUGUUGAAAAUAAUUUAGAUUGGUUAUCAUAAAAUGCUUGGGAUUCAGUACAAGGAUUAAUUUAAUUAGAAGAAUUCAAAUUAUUUGCUUAAAAUAUGGAAAAAGAUGCUCCAAUAAGAUUUAAAGAUUGGUAUAAUGAAUUAUAACCAGAAGAUGUUAAAUUACCAUUUGAUUGGAAGAGAUUAGAUUAAAUGCCAUUCAAAAAAUUAUUAGUCUUAAGAUGUUUAAGACCAGAUCGUAUUACAUCUGCUUUAACUAAUUUCAUUAGAUAAGCAUUACCUUAAGGUGAAUCCUUUGUUGAAAUGGAUUCAAAACUAAACUUUUCAGAUGUUCUUUCUGGAUCAGUUGAUGAUUCAGAUGCAACUAUUCCAAUUUUCUUCAUUUUAUCUCCAGGAGCAGAUCCUGUAAAGGAAGUAGAAAAAUUAGCAAGAUUAAAUAAGAUUGAACCAGGAAAAUCAUUCUGGAAUAUUUCAUUAGGAUAAGGUUAAGAUGAAAUUGCUAGACGUAGAAUUGAAGAAGGUAAUAAGGAAGGACAUUGGGUUAUGUUAUAAAAUAUUCAUUUAAUGCCUAAAUGGUUAUUAGAAUUAGAAAAGAUUUUGGAUUCAUUUACUGGAGAAUAAGGUGGUGGUAAUCCUAGAUUUAGAUUGUUUUUAUCAGCUGAACCUUCAAGUGGAAUUCCUAUUGGAUUAUUGGAUAGAUCAAUUAAAUUAACUAAUGAACCACCUGCUGGUUUAAGAGCUAAUAUGAAGAGAGCAUGGGCUUAUUUCAGUAAAGAUGAAAUAGAAGACAAAGAUCCUAAAAUUAAAUCAAUUCUCUUUGGUUUAUGUUUCUUCCAUUCUACUGUUAUUGAAAGAAGACGUUUUGGGCCUAAAGGAUGGAAUAUGUCUUAUCCAUUCAAUAUGGGAGAUUUGAGAGAUUCCUAUUUAGUCAUGAAUAGAUAUAUGGAAUAAGGAGCUGGUGGUAAAGUGCCAUUUGAUGAUUUAAGAUAUAUCUUUGGUGAAAUCAUGUAUGGUGGUCACAUUGUAGAUGAUUGGGAUAGAAGAUUAUGCAUGGGUUAUUUGGAUAAUAUCAUGCAUGAAGGAAUAUUUGAUGAAUUGGAAUUAUUCCCAUUCAUUGAAGGCAAGAAUUUAUCAUUCAAAGUUCCUCCACCAAAUAAUUAUGAAAAAUACAUAGAACAUAUUGAAUAAGUACUCACUUAAGAAACUCCUCUUGCUUAUGGAUUACAUUCAAAUGCUGAAAUAGGUUUCAGAACAUAAUAAUGUUUAACUCUCUUCUCUACACUUUUAGAAUUACAACCAAAAGAUAGUGCUAGUGAUGAGAAUGCAAGUGGUAUGAGAACUAAGAACGAAAUUGUUNUUGCUUAAAAUAUGGAAAAAGAUGCUCCAAUAAGAUUUAAAGAUUGGUAUAAUGAAUUAUAACCAGAAGAUGUUAAAUUACCAUUUGAUUGGAAGAGAUUAGAUUAAAUGCCAUUCAAAAAAUUAUUAGUCUUAAGAUGUUUAAGACCAGAUCGUAUUACAUCUGCUUUAACUAAUUUCAUUAGAUAAGCAUUACCUUAAGGUGAAUCCUUUGUUGAAAUGGAUUCAAAACUAAACUUUUCAGAUGUUCUUUCUGGAUCAGUUGAUGAUUCAGAUGCAACUAUUCCAAUUUUCUUCAUUUUAUCUCCAGGAGCAGAUCCUGUAAAAGAAGUAGAAAAAUUAGCAAGAUUAAAUAAGAUUGAACCAGGAAAAUCAUUCUGGAAUAUUUCAUUAGGAUAAGGUUAAGAUGAAAUUGCUAGACGUAGAAUUGAAGAAGGUAAUAAGGAAGGACAUUGGGUUAUGUUAUAAAAUAUUCAUUUAAUGCCUAAAUGGUUAUUAGAAUUAGAAAAGAUUUUGGAUUCAUUUACUGGAGAAUAAGGUGGUGGUAAUCCUAGAUUUAGAUUGUUUUUAUCAGCUGAACCUUCAAGUGGAAUUCCUAUUGGAUUAUUGGAUAGAUCAAUUAAAUUAACUAAUGAACCACCUGCUGGUUUAAGAGCUAAUAUGAAGAGAGCAUGGGCUUAUUUCAGUAAAGAUGAAAUAGAAGACAAAGAUCCUAAAAUUAAAUCAAUUCUCUUUGGUUUAUGUUUCUUCCAUUCUACUGUUAUUGAAAGAAGACGUUUUGGGCCUAAAGGAUGGAAUAUGUCUUAUCCAUUCAAUAUGGGAGAUUUGAGAGAUUCCUAUUUAGUCAUGAAUAGAUAUAUGGAAUAAGGAGCUGGUGGUAAAGUGCCAUUUGAUGAUUUAAGAUAUAUCUUUGGUGAAAUCAUGUAUGGUGGUCACAUUGUAGAUGAUUGGGAUAGAAGAUUAUGCAUGGGUUAUUUGGAUAAUAUCAUGCAUGAAGGAAUAUUUGAUGAAUUGGAAUUAUUCCCAUUCAUUGAAGGCAAGAAUUUAUCAUUCAAAGUUCCUCCACCAAAUAAUUAUGAAAAAUACAUAGAACAUAUUGAAUAAGUACUCACUUAAGAAACUCCUCUUGCUUAUGGAUUACAUUCAAAUGCUGAAAUAGGUUUCAGAACAUAAUAAUGUUUAACUCUCUUCUCUACACUUUUAGAAUUACAACCAAAAGAUAGUGCUAGUGAUGAGAAUGCAAGUGGUAUGAGAACUAAGAACGAAAUUGUUUAAGAACUUAUUAAAUAAUUGGCUGAAGAUAUUAACUUAAAAUCUAUGAUAUUUAAUAUUGAUGAAAUUAAGAAUAAGAUUGAUGCUGAAAAUAAAGGACCUUAUUAAAAUGUGUUUUUGUAGGAACUUGAAUAUAUGAAUUACUUAUUAAUUGAAAUUGUAAGAUCUAUGGAUGAAAUUGAUCAAGGUUUUAGAGGUAUUCUUACAAUUUCAGAAUAAAUGGAAUAAAUUAUUGAUGCCAUUGCUUUGAAUAGAGUACCAACUGUUUGGGUUGCAUUGGCUUAUCCUUCAAAGAGAGGUUUGGCUUCUUGGUUAACCAAUCUUCUCAAAAGAAUUGAAUAACUUAAUCUAUUUAGAGAUGAUCCUUAUGCUAUCCCUAAAGUCACAAUGAUUGGUAGAUUCUUCAAUCCUUAAUCUUUCUUGACAGCUAUCAAAUAAGUUAUUGGUAGACAAAGAGCUCAAGAAUUAAAUAGAUUAUACAUAGCCACUGAAGUAACCAAAAAGAGUAUUGAAGAAAUUGAUUAAAUUGCAAAAGAUGGCGCCUAUGUAUUUGGAUUCGUGUUAGAAGGAGGUAUAUAUUUCAUUUUAAUUCUCUCUAGCUCGUUGGGAUGUAGUCACAGGAUAACUUGAAGAAUCAAAACCUAAAGAAAUGUUUAGUGUCCUACCUGUUGUCUACUGUAAAGCACUCAUGGUGCCUGCAGAAGGCAAAGAAGAUAAAGCUAUUUAUUAAUGUCCAUGUUAUAGAACUGAAGAUAGAGGUAAUACCUACAUCUUUACUGGAUAACUUAAAACCAGACUCAAUCCAAGAAAAUGGAUUUUAGCUGGAGUAGCUCUUCUUCUUGAUGUUGAAGGUACUUCUGAUGAAGCUGCUUCUGCUAAAAAAGAAAAGAAGACUUGAAAC
This is a messenger RNA of Paramecium primaurelia, 15146 nucleotides long. The record is from the annotation of a GenBank genome assembly. NCBI's taxonomy places the organism in Eukaryota, Ciliophora, Oligohymenophorea, Peniculida, Parameciidae.